AUGGCAUCAAGUACUGACAAUCAAAGAAUUGAAAAUAGACUUGAUGAACUAGUAACCAUGAUGAGACAGUUGGCAGUUACCCAGACAGUCCAGACUUCUGAUCCACAGUCCGGCAGUCUAUGCGGCAUAUGCAGUGACCCUUUUCACCCCGUUGAUGCUUGCCCUUCUCUGCAAGAGGGCCCCAUUUCUGCAGACCAGUCAGUAGCUGCAAACCAGAAUCAACAAAAUGUCCCAUAUCAGCAGAGUCAGCAAAAUGUAAACACAAGGUUUAUCUCUAAAGCGUUGAUACUUCCAUUAUCAAUCCUAGUGUUGCUAUCAAGCACAACAUACUCAUUUCAAGAGAAAACUUGGUUAAAUAUUGAGUCUCCAAAAGGGCAUAAUGGAGUCAAGUCAGCUACUUUUGUGUCUAAAAAGUUUGAAAUGGGACCAGGAUCAAUUUUAGCGGAAGGUUUUUUUGAUAUUGAGUUUCCAAAAGGUCAUGUUGGAAUCAAGAGUGUCGAUGCUGAACUAAUUGAUGAAGAAGGGAAUUCUGUACCUUUGUAUGAUACUUACCUUCACCAUUUUUUUAUCAUAAGAUACUUUGAAAAUAUUACCUUGUCAAAGAAUCCUAAGGCUCGUCAGAGUAAACUUGAAGGUUUCAUUUUCAAGAGAAAUGAAGGCCCAUGCUACGAUUAUGUUCUUCCAUUUUAUUGGGGCAUGGGAGGUGAAUCACGAAGAACAUCCUCAAACAUUCCAGAUCCUUUUGCGGUAGAAAUAGGUAACCCUGCAGAAAUUCCCGAUGGAUAUGAAGAGAAAUGGCUAUUAAACAUAAUGGCAAUUGAUACACGUGGUGCACUCGAUAGGGAAGGUUGUUCUGAAUGUAGAUGUGACUUGUUUAAUCUCCCAAAGGACUUUUAUAAUGUCACAAGGGGCACUUAUGGCGAACCAUUGACCAAGGAUUAUAAGGGAGGAAUGUUUUGUUGCCAAGACAAAUUUCAAUGCAAAUUGAGAGAGGGUUUUCAAGGCCCAAGGAGAAACCUUUCCCUAAGAUACAAAAUAAGGUGGGUUGAUUGGGACCAACACCAAAUUCCUGUGAAGAUUUAUGUACUUGAUUCAACCGAUCAGGUGAGAUCAAACGGAUCCAAAGUAGUCCAUGAGUGCCAGAAAGCAAACAUCCCAAUGCAAAAAGGUGGUUAUCUCAUCUAUGCCAGUGGUCAUAUGCAUUCAGGUGCUAUUAAUGCAACUCUAUACGGACAGGAUGGAAGGACUUUAUGUACCUCAAAACCAAAAUAUGGAAAGGGAAAGAAAGCAGGAAAUGAGAAAGGUUAUGCGGUUGGAAUGUCUGUUUGUUAUCCAAAACCAGGUUCUAUCAAGAUUAAGGAUGGUGAAACUUUGACAUUUGAAUCCAGAUACAAAAGUGGCUUUCGAACAGGAGUUAUGGGACAAUUCAACAUCUAUUUGGCAGAGCAAUUACCGCUCUCGACAUAG
This is a messenger RNA of Gastrolobium bilobum, 1467 nucleotides long. RefSeq lists its product as uncharacterized. The transcript has 5 exons. The record is from RefSeq and is a predicted model, not a curated record. Bases 1 to 1467 code for a protein of 488 amino acids. NCBI's taxonomy places the organism in Eukaryota, Viridiplantae, Streptophyta, Magnoliopsida, Fabales, Fabaceae.